AAAUAUUUACUUCACGUCAGUUCCUGGUUUGGCCACUUGGGGGCGCCGACGUUCAACCUGCGCAGCCCACGUUGCGUAAGCGUCGAUUGCCGAGUCAUGGAUCGCUGUUUUCACGUCACAAGGACACCGGUUUUGGGGAGCGGAGGCGGGCACAAUUGCUGGGAGGGAAACAAAUGAACGAUAUGCAGAAACUUACAUUUUAGCUUGUUCUGCUUAUAAGGCGGCGGUUCGAGUCAAAGAAGUGGUGACGAAAAGUCGGGUCGCCUAGCUUGAGUGGAGCGAUUCCAUUUGAACGAGAGCCUUCUUCACCUGCAAAGCUGCAGCCAUGCUCAUCCAGAGCUACUGUGAGGUGAACACCUCCUUCUCCCAUACCUGGCUGGAUGGGGGCCUCUCCCCCUGCUUCUACUUCACCCUGGUCCCCACCAUCCUGCUCAGCAUCUCCUUCCUCCUCGGCACCCUCCACUGCGUCUUCUACCAGAAGUUCGGCACGGUGAUGGAGCCCAAGUUCAUCCCACGCUCCCGCCUCUACGGUUUCCAGCUGGCCCUCACCGUCCUCCUCCUGCUCCAGUUUCUGGCUGGGAUGGUCUGGCAGGCUGUCGGCGCAGGAGAGCUCCCGGGCUACGUGGUGCUGUACGGCUGCUUCUCCACUCUGGGGUGGGCCUGGGCCUUGGCCCUGCUCAGGGUGGAGAGGCGGAGGGUCCUCUUGAUGGACCGGACCAGGGGACACAGUGCUGUCCUGUUGGUGUUCUGGGCCGUGGCUUUCUCAGCGGAGAACUUGGCCUUCAUCUCCUGGUCCAGUCCUCACUGGUGGUGGGGGCUGGAGAACAACCAGCAGCAGUGAAUGAUCUGACCAGUGGCUCCAGCUGGAACACAGUAUCCGUCACAGURGGCGUGUAUGUUGUGCUCAAAUUCCUGCAGGGUGGAGGUGCAGGUUCCUCCGGUUUUGUCAGUAAUUUGCGCAGUUUCCUCUGGAUCCGGGUGCAGCAGUUCACCAAUCGCGUGGUUCAAGUUCGCCUGUUUGGCCACCUGCAUGCCCUGUCUCUGCGCUGGCAUCUGGGCCGCAAAACAGGCGACGUGCURAGAAGCAUCGACCGUGGAACGUCCUCCAUCAACAGCCUGCUCAGCUACAUAGUGUUCAGCAUCUUUCCAACAAUCGCUGACAUCGUCAUUUCCAUCAUCUACUUCAGCACAAAUUUCAACGCCUGGUUUGGCCUCAUUGUCUUCAUCUGCAUGACCGUGUACCUAACUUUGACCAUCAUAAUCACAGAGUGGAGAACCAAGUACAGGCGAGACAUGAAUCUGCAGGACAACGCUGCCAAGUCGAGAGCUGUGGACUCCUUGUUAAACUUUGAGACGGUAAAGUACUACAACGCAGAGGUUUAUGAGGUCGGACGUUUUGAGGACGCCAUCUUGAAGUAUCAGUCCUCGGAGUGGAAAACUCAGGCUUCCCUGGCUUUACUCAACCAAACCCAGAACGUGGUCAUCGGCUCGGGUCUGCUGGCCGGCUCCCUGCUCUGUGCCUACUUCGUCACAGAGGGAAAGUUUCAGGUUGGAGACUUUGUUCUCUUUGGCACUUAUAUCAUCCAACUCUACACCCCUCUGAACUGGUUUGGAACAUAUUACAGAAUGAUCCAAAAUUCCUUCAUUGACAUGGAGAACAUGUUCCAGCUGUUUGAGGAGGAGGAAGAGGUGAAGGAUAAAGUAAAUGCAGGAAAUCUGCUGUUCAGACAGGGAAAAAUAGAAUUUGAGAACGUCUGCUUCAGCUACACAAAUGGCAAAGAGAUCCUCAGGGACGUUUCCUUCACUGUUCUUCCGGGACAAACAGUUGCACUGGUUGGGCCAUCUGGUUCUGGGAAGAGCACCAUCAUUCGACUGCUGUUCCGCUUCUACGACGUUCAGGGGGGCUGCAUUCGCAUCGAUGGCCAGGACAUCUCAGAGGUGAAGCAAGCAUCUCUGCGCGCUCACAUCGGCGUGGUUCCCCAGGAUACCGUCCUCUUCAACGACAUCAUCAGGGAAAACAUUCGCUACGGUCGCAACACCGCCACUGACCAGGAGGUGGAGGAGGCCGCCGUCGCCGCUGACAUACACGAUAAAAUCAUGACGUUCCCUGAAGGUUACGACACACAGGUGGGCGAACGAGGCCUGAAGCUGAGUGGAGGAGAGAAGCAGAGGGUCGCCAUAGCCAGAACAAUCCUCAAAGCACCUCAGAUCAUUCUGCUGGAUGAGGCGACAUCUGCACUGGAUACACAAACAGAACGUAACAUCCAGGCCUCUCUGGCUAAAAUCUGCACCAAUCGUACCACAGUUGUCGUAGCUCACAGGUUGUCAACGAUCAUCGGAGCAGACCAGAUCCUGGUCAUCAGAGAUGGCCGGAUUGCUGAACGAGGAUGCCACGAGGAGCUGCUUCUCAAAAGAGGCCUGUACACAGAUAUGUGGAUGAAGCAGCUGCAGGCCCAAGACUCCGAUUCCUCGUCGGACACAGAGUCCAAAGAUCGCAAAUCUGAGAAACUCCAACCGCCGUCCACCUCUUCAGCCAACCAUCAUCACUGAUUGAGAUUACAACAAUAAAUACAAUCUUUUUUUUAAACUGAUGCUUUAUUUAAAAGUUACAGAACAUUUAGUAAGGUGAAACUAUUAUUUAUUUAGUCACUUUAUGUUCAUGUGCAAUGUUAGGUCAGGUAGAAAUCAAGGUGCCUUUAAAUGUGAGGAGGUCGUGACACUAUGUUCAAAACUAUAAAAUACUCAUUUCCUUCCUAUGUGCUAACUCUUAAUUCUGUUUGUUUAUAUAUUUUGAUUAUCGAGGACAUUACCAAAAAACAAACAAAAAAAAAACACAUUUUUUAUUAAUGUUUAAACUGAAAAAGAAGUAACAUUUUUUGCCUCAUUUUCUUUCCCCUUUUUUUUUUACCAAUUACUUUAACAAGUUAAAGUAAGUUGUUAGAUCGUUUYGUUGUUUUUAUUGUGCAGCUUUAACUAGAGAAAAAAAAUGAAAAUUUAAAUGCAUAAAAUUUACUCUCAGUGAUAGUGUUGCUGUUGAGUUCAAGCAGUCAGGAUCUCUAAUUUAUUGUUUUUGUGGAUGUUUCUUUCUUUUUAAAUACGGGUUUUGAGUUGUGGGACAAACUUAUUUAUUUACAAAGGUAGCGACUGGUGUGUUUGUUUGCCUGAUCGCUGUAAUCUUACAAAUGAUCAAGAACUUUGACAUAAAAUGUGAUUGAAGUUGAAA
This is a messenger RNA of Austrofundulus limnaeus, 3223 nucleotides long. RefSeq names its product ATP binding cassette subfamily B member 6 (LAN blood group) a (gene abcb6a). Gene Ontology annotation, molecular function: ABC-type heme transporter activity; heme binding; ATP hydrolysis activity. NCBI's taxonomy places the organism in Eukaryota, Metazoa, Chordata, Actinopteri, Cyprinodontiformes, Rivulidae. Gene Ontology annotation, cellular component: vacuolar membrane. Gene Ontology annotation, biological process: transmembrane transport; heme transport. The record is from RefSeq and is a predicted model, not a curated record.